This is a messenger RNA of Drosophila navojoa, 490 nucleotides long. RefSeq names its product Tyramine beta hydroxylase (gene Tbh). Lineage: Eukaryota; Metazoa; Arthropoda; Insecta; Diptera; Drosophilidae. The record is from RefSeq and is a predicted model, not a curated record. Gene Ontology annotation, biological process: norepinephrine biosynthetic process; dopamine catabolic process; octopamine biosynthetic process. Gene Ontology annotation, cellular component: secretory granule membrane. Gene Ontology annotation, molecular function: dopamine beta-monooxygenase activity; copper ion binding.
CAGGCGUAGAGCGCACAACAUACACUGAGCUUUCUAACGGCAGAGCGGAGCUGAGCUGAGCUAAGCAAAGCAGCGCUAAGCGGAGUAAAAAGCACUUUCAAAAGACACAGGCGCGUUUUUCUCAAAAGCGCGCGCAAAAGCAUUUGCUUCAACGAAGGAAUAACAGCAACAACAAUAACAACAACAACUUCCACAGGCAGUCAACGAUAACGGAACGAUAAACGAUUAACGAUCCACGCAACAGUGAGAAUAAUGUCGCUGCAGCCAAGCGUUCAAUCAGGCAAAUGCCCAAUGGAUGUCGGCACGGAACAGCAGCACAAAGAGAAGCAGCAACAGCCGCAGUCGCAGCCGCAGUCGCUGCCGCCGCAGCCGCAGUCGCCACAGCAAAAGCCAGAGCAACGACAACGUCGCUCAAUGCAACUGCUGCCGGUCAUGUUGAUGCUGCUGCUGCUGACGCUGCUCACGCGGCCGCUGAGCGUUCACUCAAAUC